Dentiscutata erythropus is the source of this 1134-nucleotide messenger RNA. NCBI's taxonomy places the organism in Eukaryota, Fungi, Glomeromycota, Glomeromycetes, Diversisporales, Gigasporaceae. The record is from the annotation of a GenBank genome assembly.
AAUGGAGGAAAGAGUCAGUUCAAGUUCUUCUUUAAUCACGACAAUACUUUUAGGAUAAGCAUAAAGGAUCUAGAAUCUACCUCUAUUAACCAAGCCAGAGAGUUUAUAAAAGAUUUUAGUGAAUUGGAUAAUUUAAUUAGAUUUAAGCAGUUAGUUGAAAACCUUGAAAUAGAAUUGCCAAAAGAAUUAUUGAUUAAAUCAUUUAAACUACUUAGUGAUGCUUCAGCAUUUGAAUAUCACUCAGAAAAUAUUAUGAUACGUCUUGAAAUACAUCUUCAAACUUGGAUGGCAACCUUAGAAAGGGUGUACUAUUAUCCUGUUGUUCUAACAUUUAUUCGUAUUUCACCUAAAGCUACUGAAGCAGCAUUAGGUAAUACUUCAGGAGCACUUGGCAUUGCUAAAAUAUUACUAAGCCUUGCUCAAGCUUUUAAAUUUAAAUAUCCUAUUACUUAUUGUCAAAAUGAGAUUCUUGAAUUUAUGAAUUUAUGGACAAAAAAAGAACCAACAGCACCUCCAAAUUCUUUGUGGUUUGGAAUUUUAGAUCUUGCUCAACACUUAAGCCAAAAAACAACUCAAGAAUCAUUAUCAACGACUUCUCAACAAAUUUUAGAAAAAAUCAUUCAUGAUGUAGAUCAAAAACUUCAAUUAAAUCUCAAAUUUAUGAAACAGUUAAAUGUAACAGAAGGUCUUUAUGUGAAAUUGGAACAAUCAGGUUAUUUUGAUAAAUUAUUUCAAGAAUAUAAAAUAUCCAAAUAUAAAAUUUAUAUGGCAGAAGAUGAUCUAUUUUUAAAAUUUAGUAAGAAUAAAAUAUUUCAAAAUUCUAUGCUUUCAAAGCUUCCUCACCAAUUUUUUCAAAAAAUUCAACCAAAGCUUAUGCUACCAGCAUUUAGUAUGGCAGCUAAAGCAGAAUUACAAGAAGACUAUGCAACAGUUAUAAUGUGGCUAACUCAAGUUUUACAACUACACCCAAAAAGCUAUUCAAUUCGAUGUAGAAGAGCGUUUGCAUCCUAUAAACUUAAAAUGUAUUCAAAGGCUAAAGAUGAUUUAGAUGUAGCAAUCCAAUUAAGGCUAUUAAAAUCAUUGGGCUAUAUUUAUAGAAGCCUGAUAUUUCGACAACUUAUUGUUUAUUCAUAA